This is a messenger RNA of Fusarium vanettenii 77-13-4, 1959 nucleotides long. RefSeq lists its product as uncharacterized. The record is from RefSeq and is a predicted model, not a curated record. The transcript has 4 exons. NCBI's taxonomy places the organism in Eukaryota, Fungi, Ascomycota, Sordariomycetes, Hypocreales, Nectriaceae. The coding region runs from base 1 to 1959 and encodes 652 amino acids.
AUGAUUCGGCAAAGUACCGAGCGCUCCAACGACUGGCUUAGGCCGGUUGCUGACGACGAGGAGGAUGACGGCUUCCUCGCUGGAGCUGACGAUGCCGAGGCAAAGGGAUGUCUUGAUGAAGGCAAUCGAUCGACGCUAGAUUUGGUCACGGCCACGCUCCCCGUGUACAUGACAAUUCAUCGAGUGCGCCGGCUAGUGCUUGCGAGUAUCGAUGAUCCUUACACUAUGGAGCACUUUAGAGAUCCCAAGAUGAACGCCCUCGUUUCCAACACGGUUCAUCAGAGCGUCAACCAGGCGCGGGCCAUCUUGUGUGAGCUGCUCGCUAGUCGAGUCCUUCGACGCUUUCACGAAGACAACCCAGGACCCCAGGGCCUUCUGCUACUUGCCCACAUCCUUGUGGAGGGAUUUGAUCCCUUCCAAGGUGCUCCGGAGCACAUGGAACGCCGUGGACGUCGUCCACAGUGGCCCGGGGCUUCUCAGGACGGCGCCGGCUCUGAGAGAAAGGUGACUGCUCUAGAGCUUGCUAUUGUUUCUGAGAGCAAAUUCUUCAUCAGCUCUUCAGCCUGUCAGCGAGCCGUCGACGCUGUCCAUAACGGUCAAAUUAUCUAUACGCCUCUGUCAUUCAUGGAUAUUCUUCCGGAUCACUAUAAGCGCCGCCCCAUCUCUCUUUACGACCCCCGAACGGCGCCUCUCCUCAACCACCACCGUCUUAUUGUUCCCUCCAACAGAAAUCUUAUCGAACUCGUUCAUUUCGUCAUUCUUCUGGCACUCUACGUCAUGACUAUGGUCUCGCGGCACUCGGAAGUCAACAUGUGGGAAUUUGCUUUUUGCGUUUACACGGCUGGUUGGCUUCUCGAAAAGAUGGCGGCUAUUGUUGAACAUGGUUGGGAGGUUCAUGCGCAGAACUUGUGGGCUUUUCUCGACAUUACGUUUGCUUGCAUCUUUGGCGCCUACCUCCUCGCUCGCUUAUACGAUUUCCUGGCUGAUCAGCUUCACUCGGGUUAUGGUCUACCGAUUCUUUGCGUCGCUGCGCCAGUCAUGUUGACGCGAGUUGCUUUCAACCUGCUACCUAACAACCUCGUCUUCAUCUCUGUCCACGCCAUGAUGAAGGACUUUACUGUGCUCACCUUCCUAGCUACCUGGUGCUUCACCGGCUUUCUUCUCGCUCUGCAGUGGCUCGUUAGUGCCAGUAACGAUGGCAACGAGGAGUUUAGCUGGUACGUUGUGGGCAAGUGGAUGCUCUGGAUCUGGUUCGGCCUCGACGGCGAGGGCAUUGAGGAGUCGGUGCGGUUCCAUAUCGUUCUUGGACCAGCGCUCAUGAUCGCAUUUGCAUUCCUUGGAAACACGCUCUUCUUGACGAUUCUCAUCGCUAUGCUCACCAACACCUUCUCCAAGAUCGUGGCGGAUGAGACGGCCGAGAUUCAGUUCCGACGAGCUGUCUUGACAUUUGAGGGUGUCAAGAGUGAUUCCAUCUUUUCCUAUCCUCCUCCAUUCAACAUCCUUGCACUGGCCACGCUACUUCCUCUGAAGCUCGUCACGACAGCUCGAGUGUUCCACAUCAUCAACGUGGCGCUCAUCCGAACGCUCAACUUCCCGACGCUACUCCUGAUCAGCUUGUCCGAGCGACGACGGUUGUGGGUGCAGUCCAGACGUGCCUCUGGGAAACGGUCCAAGUGGCAGUUUACAGCUCUAUCGCCACACAGCGACAUUCAGGCUGUCUUCAAGUCUAUGCCGCCUAUGGAGAUUUCGGACAUGAUUGACCAACUGGACCCGUUGGGCGAGGUUCCUAUUCUAGAAGAUGAUCUCAUGCCGACCAUGACGGGUGACAAUCCUCGAUCCAACCUGCGAAGAUGGCGGAUGGUGCAACGAGAGGGACAGAGGCCUGCAGACGACAAUGUGAUUUGGAGUGAGAGCAGUAGCAGUGGCAGUGGUAGUGGCAGUGGCCCUAAGGAAGACUGA